Molecule: messenger RNA, 2683 nt
Organism: Poecilia latipinna (sailfin molly)
Lineage: Eukaryota; Metazoa; Chordata; Actinopteri; Cyprinodontiformes; Poeciliidae
Product: zinc finger protein OZF-like
Exons: 2
Coding region: 95-1573 (492 amino acids)
Biological process (GO): regulation of transcription by RNA polymerase II
Cellular component (GO): nucleus
Molecular function (GO): RNA polymerase II cis-regulatory region sequence-specific DNA binding; DNA-binding transcription activator activity, RNA polymerase II-specific
Source: RefSeq, a predicted model, not a curated record
AGAAUCAAUCAGAGAGAGACUAACUGCUGAAAUAUUCAACAUCGCAGGAGGAAGAGCUCGAUCUUCAGCUCGGAGCCUGCAGAUUUGACACAUUAUGUCUGUUAACAAGCAAGAUGUUCUUGCUCAUCAUUUUAUCCUCAACCAACAAGACAUCUCUUUUCUGAACCAGAGGGAAUCUCUGAAAACCAAAGGGAGAGCAGAGGAACCAGAACUUGUACAAGAAGAAGAGCAUGAGUCAGAACCAGACCUUACUGCACCAAAGCAAGAGAUGGAUAACACAAUAGGAAAAGAUUCUGCAUCUCUUGAAAUCAAAGAAGAGCCAGAGGAACUAGAACUGCAACAAAUGAAGAAAGAUGAUUAUCAAUUAGGAUCUCUGCAGAUUGUAAAGAUUGAAGUUGAAGACAUCAGUCAGGAUGAAAACCAGGAUGUACUGGACCACGAGAUUGAUACCUUAAUAGGAACCAAUUCUGUAUCUCACCAAAUCAAAGAAGAACCAGUAGAACUAGAACUUAAAGAAAUAAAGGAACUGGAGGAUGGAUCAGGACUUGAGCAGAUGGGAAGUCAGGAUGAAAACCAGGAAGUACCGAAGGAGGAGAUUGAUAUCUUAAUCCUAAAGCUUUCUGAUGAUGAAACAGACCACCAACGACUGGAGCUCAAUGGAACCCAAAUCAUCUUUCAGAACAUCCCUGAAGCAGAUCAUCAUCAGGGAAUAGAGACUAAUGAAGCCUCGGGAUCCCACAGAGAUAAACGGCAACAGAAAACCAGAUGUGGGAAUGAAGAGCAAAGAAUGAAGGGCAAGAAAAUUCAGAAGGAUAAAAAAUUGAAACAGUGUAAAGUGUGUCAUAAAAGUUUCAAAUUCAACUGUGGAUUAACAGUUCACAUGAGAACUCACACAGGUGAGAAGCCAUUCUCAUGUAUAAUCUGUGGAAAGUCUUUUAAUCAAAAAGGUAAUUUGAUUAGCCACAUGAGAACUCAUACAGGUGAGAAGCCUUUCUCUUGUCUGACCUGUGGAAAAUGUUUCAAUCAAAAACAUAUUUUGAAUUGCCAUAUGAGAACUCACACAGGUGAGAAGCCUUUCUCAUGUAAAACUUGUGGGAAAUGUUUCAGGCACAAAAAUGAUUUGAAUAGCCACAUGAGAAUUCACACAAGUGAGAAGCCUUUUUCAUGUUUAACUUGUGGAAUGGGUUUCAAUACAAAGCGUAAUUUGACUAACCACAUGACAAAUCAUACAGGUGAGAAGCCUUUUUCUUGUAUAACUUGUGGAAAAAGUUUCAAUCAAAAAGGUCAUUUGAAUAGGCACAUGAGAACUCACACAGGUGAGAAGCCGUUCCCAUGUAUGACGUGUGGAAAAUGUUUCAAUCAAAGAGGAAGUUUGACAAGCCACAUGAGAACUCACACAGGUGAGAAGCCUUUUUCAUGUAUAAUUUGUGGAAAGGGUUUCAAUGCGAAACGUAAUUUGACUAACCACGUAAGGAAUCAUACAGGUGAAAAGCCUUUCUCAUGUGGAACCUGUGGCAAAGGCUUCAGUCAUAAAAAAAGUUUGACUAACCAUGUUAUAAUUCACACAAAAUAGAAGCCUUUCAAGUCACGCAAAGUCAUGGGACCGAGGUGAGGAAUGUAGCUUGUUAACCAUAGAUCUACACUUUUCCCUGAUGUACCUUUGUUUUUCCACAUGUGAUAUUUUGGUUGACAUGUUUACCAAGUAGAAAGUGAUGGUGACAUUGUCACCGAACCAAUCUGUCAAAAGGCUCAAAAACAAAUGAAUGUCCGCUCUGUUGACAAUGAAGAAACUGCUGACCUAGUUAAGCUAGCAGUAGCAGAAGCCAGAACUACGCCAGUGGAAGAAGUGGUUGCCCAACUUUCAGCCAAAUCACAAGCCACGGUGACGGAGCACAUCGCUGAAAAUCUGAGAUGUUAACCAUCUGAGCAGACACCUCAGAGUAUUUAGAAACCACCAAAAGCCGCCUAACAGAUGUAGAUAGCCGCCUCUCUACAUUGAUGGGCAAGCUAGCAACACUGUGCAACACACUGGAGGAAAAAGCUGACAGGUCGGCCAGAGACUACAUAAAGAUAGGGGGGAUUCCCCAAACCCCUGAAAUACCUAACCUUCCCACCUAUUUACUCAAUGCUGUCCUGAAGUGGUUCCUGGAGAUGCCUUCAGUUGAAAUCGUGCGAAUUGGUCCAACAGGGAAAAAUUCCAACUGUAAGCUAAUUCUGUGUUUCCUUCUGCUGACAUUUACUGACAGAGAUGGGUCCAAUGUGUGGGGAUAAACCAGACUCAUUAAGUGCUGUUUGUUAAAGAAUGUUCUGCCCUUUAUUGUUUCUUGAAGCCCUCUAGUUCCACACUGACAGGAAUGUCUCCGGGAAAUAUAUCGGAAAGGGAACGCUCCUCUACGUAGAGGUCCAAAUUUACUGGGACAGAGAAUCUACAUAGCACUUUGAAAACCGUGACCACCAGCUUAUACGUUUUAAAUUCAUACCUUGAAUGUGUUUCACCCCCAAGAAUGGAUUCGCUAUGAAAACGAUCACAUUAUGACUAAUUAUGACUUAUGCACGCUUAAUAAUCAUCAUACACUUGUAUUUGGGUUGUGCCAAUGUUUUUGUAAACCUUUUUUAUGACAAUGAGACAACAAAAAUGACAUGAUGCGUUUGUUUUUUCAUUUGAAAUGAAAAAACAAAAAUA